This is a messenger RNA of Trichoderma asperellum CBS 433.97, 1230 nucleotides long. RefSeq lists its product as uncharacterized. Gene Ontology annotation, molecular function: tRNA methyltransferase activity. The record is from RefSeq and is a predicted model, not a curated record. Gene Ontology annotation, biological process: tRNA methylation; cytoplasmic translation. Gene Ontology annotation, cellular component: cytoplasm. NCBI's taxonomy places the organism in Eukaryota, Fungi, Ascomycota, Sordariomycetes, Hypocreales, Hypocreaceae.
AUGGGUAAAUCCUCCAAAGAUAAGCGUGACGCUUACUACCGGCUCGCCAAAGAGCAAGGUUGGCGAGCAAGAAGCGCAUUCAAGCUUCUUCAGCUUGAUGAAGAGUUUGAUCUCUUCUCCAACGUCUCUCGCGUCGUCGAUCUUUGCGCCGCUCCUGGCUCUUGGUCCCAGGUGCUUUCUCGAGUGCUCAUCAAAGGCGAGAAAUUCGGCCGCUCAGCAUGGCAGGAUCGCGAUGCCAAAGUGCGCCAGCAAAUGCUUGGUGUCUUCCCUGAAGCUUUCACGCCUGAGCAGAAGGAAUCAAUAGAAAAUACCAUCUCAUUGUCUGGCGAUGAUGCGGCGCAACACAAUGAAGUUGAAGCAACAACGGUAGCAGCUAACCGCGACGUCAAAAUCGUCUCCAUCGAUCUCCAGCCCAUCUCUCCCCUCGCUGGCAUCACUACUCUACGAGCAGAUAUCACACACCCUGCCACCGUGCCUCUCCUCCUCUCUGCCCUCGACCCAUCGUACGAUCCUGCCGCUGUGGCAGGCACCCAAGCCCAGCAUCCUGUCGAUCUCGUUCUCAGCGAUGGCGCCCCCGACGUUACCGGCCUGCACGACCUUGAUAUAUACGUUCAAUCGCAGCUUCUCUUCGCAGCCCUCAACCUCGCACUUUGCGUGCUGAAACCAGGCGGCAAAUUUGUCGCGAAGAUCUUCCGGGGUCGAAACGUGGACAUUCUGUAUGCGCAGCUCAAAAUCUUUUUCGAAAAAGUCAUAGUGGCGAAACCGAGAAGUAGCAGGGCUAGCAGUGUGGAGGCAUUCAUCGUUUGCUUGAAUUUCCGGCCGCCAGCGGGCUUCCACGCCAGUUUAGAGGAACCGCUUGGAGUAGGGCAGCGCCUGGAUAUGCUGGUUCGAGAGAGGGAGAUGCAACUACCUAUUGUUGCCGAAGCAGCCAUGCAAUCAGAAAGGGGGACCUGGGACUGCAGCGCCGUAUCGACGCCGGCGACAUCACAUGAGAGCGGAAUCACGGAAGUGGAAGUAUAUGAUGAGACAGAAGGGAACAAUAUGGGAAAUGGCGCACGGUGGAUUGCACCUUUUAUUGCUUGCGGCGAUCUAUCGGCCUUUGACUCCGACGCUUCCUAUCAGCUGCCCGAGGACUAUGUCUCUCUAGAUCCUGUCCAGCCUCCUAUCGCUCCGCCAUAUAAGAGGGCCCUCGAAAUCCGGGCUGGGCUAUCCAAGCCCACCAAAGUGUAG